Mya arenaria is the source of this 3727-nucleotide messenger RNA. RefSeq names its product glutamate receptor ionotropic, kainate glr-3-like. Gene Ontology annotation, cellular component: membrane. Gene Ontology annotation, molecular function: glutamate-gated receptor activity. The transcript is spliced from 17 exons. The record is from RefSeq and is a predicted model, not a curated record. NCBI's taxonomy places the organism in Eukaryota, Metazoa, Mollusca, Bivalvia, Myida, Myidae. The coding region runs from base 314 to 2971 and encodes 885 amino acids.
UGGUGCUAUCGUACAUUCAAUAAUUAUUUUAAUUAAUAUUUAAAAACAAAUGUAAGAUAUCUCGACAACGCUAACCAUGUGAAUCAUUAAAUUAUUAAUUAAAACAAAAUUUCCCAUGCGACAUGAGAGUUUUGUAUUAAUUAUCAGCGACACGACGCGAGUAAUGAAUAAUUUAAGUCUUCAUGCAUUGCUGUUCGACGUCACACAAACAAAUAAACGCGUUUGUGCACCCUUGAAAAAAAUAAACGCUUUUGUGCAGACUUGAAAAGUGGACUGAUGGUAUAUACAUGGUUCUUUAUAUCGGAUUAUAAUCAUGACGAUUACUUGGAAAACGUUAAACUAUUUAUCAUUGCUGGUUCUGGUCAAUGGUACGUCUGUGUGUGAGCCAAAAACAACUCUGAACAUUGGAGUAAUUUCAAACGGAAGCGGCAUUGUUAAGACGGAUAUAAUUUGCAACUUUACCUACAAUGUAACCAUCAACUGGCACUAUAUUGACACCACAGAAGUCUUUCAAAUCCACAAAUCUGUAGAGAUAAUGGACAGCGAUGAAACUGUGGAUGUUAUUCUGCUAUUUGACUACGCUCCGACAACACUGGAGAUAAAGGGGCUGUACGAAACAAAAAACAAAGAACUCAUCAAGUGGGGAGAGCGACUUGAAACUCCGGUUCCGAAUACAUCAACAGCAAACGAGCCUACGAAUCUCUGUGGAGACGAAUACAUUCCAGACCUAAUGUUUGGUGAUCCGUAUUGCAAAAUGGACUUGAAUUACAGCGUUUAUAAUGGGGCUGGUCCUGGUGACCCGUUGAAAAAGUCUGUAACCAUGGCAGCUCCUAAAGCUUUGUCAUCCUUUGUCAAGCAUUUGCAGUGGAAAACUGUGCUAUUGCUUCAUAACAACCAAACAGAACUUGAGGCCUCUCACACGAUGGAACAUUUAUCUGACAAUGGCGUCAUGUUUGCUGUUUUCAAUGUUGAUCACGUGACUGACUUGUACGAGCUCCUACACAUGGCUUAUCAGCAAACCGUGCCAAAAACCCACACGUUAAACAUUGUGGUGCUCUGUCCGUUUAUAUGUGCUAGGAAACUGCUGCGAACGGCUAAUCAGUUCGAUUCCGUCAUUUCAAGGAGGAAAACACUAAUGAGACAAUUUUCUCGCUGGCUUGUGGCGGUAUAUGGACACUCAGUCGGUGUAUCACGUGCUCUUCAGGCAUGCGCAAACGACCUAGAUAAUGUCGCUAUUCUGGCUGUUCCGGAAAUCAUCGGAGACAUGACGGAUUUCCGAGACAUUAUGGUCAAUAUUAUUCUUGAUGAAUAUCGAAGCGAGAUUUCCGGGACAAACAUUGGAACAACGCACAAGGAAAAUUUGAUUGCAAUGCUGAAACAGGAAGCAUCCACUUGGAGCCCAGUAUCUAAAUGCCAGGGUUUCUACAUUGACACACUCAUAUGGACAGACAAGGGGCGACAGUUUAGCUCCGCCGGCUUCAUGGAUCUAUCUGGAAACACUGUUAUCAAGGCGGAUAUAUUUCCCAACACUAAAUAUGGAUACAACAAGAGACAAUUUCUUGUUGCAACUCUUCCGUAUCCACCAUUCGUUUGGAGAAAAGAAUUGAACGGUACGACAUACUACGAAGGGUUUUGUAUUGACCUUCUAGACCAGCUGGCACACACGCUGAAUUUUACAUACACCAUAACAGAACCAGCAGACCAGGCGUGGGGCGGCUGGCUGGACAAGGAGAAAGGUCUCUUUAACGGCUUGGUCGGCAUGCUGCAAAGGGAGGAAGUUGACCUGACAGUCGGUCCGUUGUCUCAGCAAGCAGAGCGAGAGAAAGCAAUUGACUUUUCCUACCCGUUCUUCUAUGAGUACACCACAGUUCUGUUCAAAAAGCCGGACCCUAAUGCAAGAAAAUGGAGAACUCUGGUAGACCCUUUUAAAUGGCAGGUUCUGCUUUGCAUAAUAAUUGCUUUGCCAUGUGUGACCACAAUAACAUUUUUGAUGGAAAAAUACAACCCUUACUAUUACGAACUGGCUCAUGCGCAAGAAAGAGAUCGAAAUGGUGGACUUCACACUUGGCACAAUGCCUUUUGGUAUAUGUAUGGAGCAUUGCUGUGCCAAGGUGGUGUACAUUUACCGGACUCUCACGCGGGUCGUACAAUCGUUAGCUCCUGGUGGCUUUUCUGCAUCGUUGUUGUUGGCAUUUAUUCAGGAAAUCUGAUCGCCUUUCUAACUGUCACAAAGGAGUCUCCACCAUUUACCACACUUGAAGAACUUGUGAAGUUAAAAGGGACUUACAAGUGGGGAACACUUGGUGGCACUCAUUGGGAAAAUUUGUUCACUUCAUCCCAUACUGAACCGUACAAGUCUAUUGGCGAUGGGUUGCGAGAGUUCAACAGGACAGAUCCAACAAUUCUGCACCCAAGCGCAGAGUUUCAUGUUCAACGUGUGCUUGUAGAUGAACAUUAUGCAUGGAUAGGAGACAAAACUGCAGUCGAGAUGGCAACAGCGAAUGAGUGUCAAUUGUCUUCCUUAUUAGAAGAAUCUGUGCUUCUAAAAUAUGCAAUAGGAUUGCAAGACCGUUCUCCACAUAAUGCCAUUAUUUCAAGAGAAAUGAUGCAAAUACAUGAGGGUGGCCUAUUGCAAAUUUGGAAAAGAAGAUGGUGGCCAAAGGCAAACUUUUGCGCCAAGCAAAUUACUACAGAAGAAAAUCCCAUUGCUAUCGCUGACGUUCAGAGCGCAUUCUAUGUCUGUGUGAUUGGAAUUUUCAUUGGAACAGUCGCUUUUGUGAUGGAAAUAUGUAUCGACAAAUACAGAAAGUGCAAAGAAAAAACUCCUAGAACACCUAACCUCCCAAAGAAUGUUACUUGUGCUGUUCUAACUGUUACAAGUAAUUCCAGGAGAGAGACACAUAUUGGUGAAUCAACGGAGAGAAAUGGUUCAAUGUAUAAUAAUCAUGUCAACAACGGAACAUUGUCUUAAAUUUCUACUGAUUUAGUAUCAAGGUAACAACUAUGAAUAACUGGGUUUGAUGCGUUUGGUUGUGUAGAUCAUUUAGUUCCUGUUGAAUAUCAUAGUCAUCAUAUAUAUACGUUGUGAGAAAAUCGCAACAGUUGAAAAGAAAAUUGGCGACGUAAAUCAUGCAAUCUUUACCAGUGUUUUAAGUUUGGACAAAUUCAUGUAAUCAAUACAUGGUUGUAAACACGGUUACGACCUCGUACUGCAAAUGAAGCUUUGUACUUAAAACUGCUAAAUGGGAAAGUUAUCAAUAAUUGAGUGAACAACGGGUAACAUUAUUCCGUGUUUGGUGUUUUUAUUGCAUUUUGUAAUAGAUAAUACAUAUAAAGUUUAAUAUCAGGGAUCCCAUUCAUAAAGACUGUAAGUGAAAAAUCGAACUUAGUGAAAAAUGCUUUUCUAAGCAGAAUGUGUAGAAAACUUUUAUGCUUACACCAAAGCAUGAAAGUAAGAAAGAACAGUAUCCAAAUAAUAAAGGCAUCUGAAUAAAGCUGAUGAAGAAUGGAGGAAAUUAAAAAUAUUCCGUGAUAAAAAUUCGAAAAAACUCAAAAAGUUCACUAAGAAACUUUAUGAAUUCGGCCCCAGGUUUUGAAAAAGUAUCCUGUAAACAAAUAAGUAAAGAACGCGUUCUAUAUAUCUGAACAAGGAAUAAGCAAAAAGAACGCAUGCAGAAAUAAGUUAUGACUUAAAGCCAGCUUAAUGCAAAACCUUGUAUUGUUUUGU